Serpula lacrymans var. lacrymans S7.9 is the source of this 1371-nucleotide messenger RNA. RefSeq lists its product as uncharacterized. The record is from RefSeq and is a predicted model, not a curated record. The coding region runs from base 84 to 1208 and encodes 374 amino acids. Lineage: Eukaryota; Fungi; Basidiomycota; Agaricomycetes; Boletales; Serpulaceae. Gene Ontology annotation, molecular function: nucleotide binding. The transcript has 6 exons.
CCAUCCAUGGUCCAAACCGCCAGCUUGAAAGAUCUAUAUAAAUCAAGGAACCUAGAAACAUAUCGCUGUUCUCGACAAUUGACAUGGCCUUGAACCCAAUAAAAACAUGUGUCCUUGGUGUUGGUCUCGCUGGCCUCACCUUUCACGUCCCUUUCGUACUCGCCCUCCCAGAACUCUUCACACUCCAUGCUGUAUUGGAGCGUAACCCCCAAACGGAUGGCGGCAAGGUAAAAGAGCGCUUUGGUGUCACCACAACGAUCUACAGGACAAUCGACGAAGUCGUCAACGACAAGGAAAUCGAACUUGUCAUCGUCGGCACUCCGAACGACACUCACUACCCUCUUGCGAAAGCUGCACUCCAAGCAGGCAAACAUGUCCUUGUCGAUAAGCCCGUUACAAACACCGUUGCAGAAGCCAAUGAACUCUCGGCUAUUGCGAAAUCAAAGGGACUUGUGUUGUAUGCCUAUCAGAAUCGCCGAUGGGAUUCAGACCACUUGGCUCUGCGCCGACUUCUAUCCCUUCCUACCAACUCCCCUCAAUAUCUUGGCAACUUGACUGAAUUUGAAUCCCACUAUGAUCGCUACCGUCCAGGCAUCAGAGCUUCGUGGAAAGAUAGCGCAGGGGCCACAUAUGAUCUUGGAUCGCAUUUACUGGAUCAGGCACUUAAACUUUUUGGUCGACCAGCCAAGGUUACAGCAUUCAUACAGAAUAUCCGUGGUGUUACCAAGCCUAACGUCGAUGAUAUUUUCACCAUCUACUUGCAUUAUCCCGCUGGUACACUCUUUCCGAAUCACUUCACCGUGCUCCUGCGGUCACACAUCCUUUCGGUUAAAGCUCCCCAACUUCGCUAUGCCAUCCGGGGUACCAAGGGAAUGUUUACUAAAUACGGCCUUGAUGUUCAAGAGGACCAACUCAAAGCUAUGCCGACGCCAAGCACUAUAUUUGAAGCAGGGUAUGGAAAGGAACCUGAAUCUAUUUAUGGGACCGUGGAGAACCUUGCAGAAGAUGGUGUCACGGUCACCAAAACGAUUUGGCCGUCUGAAGCUCCUGGAGAAUAUGCUGGUCUGUUCAAAAACUUGGCUGGUGCCAUCCGUAAUGGAGAAGAACUGGCUGUUAAAUGGGAAGAAGCUACACAGGUUAUCGAGAUGAUUGAGUUGGCCUACAAGAGUUCUGUAGAAGGUAUUACGGUGGUAGUACCAAAGCUUUGAUUUGAGCUGUACAACCAAAUUUCCAAAUGAGCCUCAUGCAGAGAAGCAGAGAGUUUUGUAUUUCUUAGUCCACUGUAAGUUUUUUUUUGUCAAGUUGCUCUUGAUGUGUUGAGUAUUACAGUGAUUUGAAUAUCAUUCCUUAUGAAUUGAAAAUUUAUGACUU